ACUCAGUUUCCUUCCAAAAGAAAGAGAAAGAGCAUCGUUUUGAGCAAAUGAGUAGGAACAUGGAAGUUAACGCAGGCAGUUCCGGCGAAAUUCCGUCUCCAAUAAGGAACCGAUUUCAGAAAAGUGGGAGUCAAGCGGUGUACGAGGUGACAGAGACGAAGAAAUCUUGCGUGACGAGAGUCGACAUGCCUGGUUGUCCCGAGUCAGAUCUCACCUACUGGGUCGACGCCAACAACGUCCACUUCUUCGCCGACGAACCAGCAAUGCCUGAGUACGAAAACGCCGGACGCAAAUACGGAGGCUCCAUGAUUUUCAACCCUGAGGCUUACGACGUCAAGAAAACUAAAGUGAAGCUUAUCAACGGAGUGCUCUGGAUCACCGUCCCUAAGAUCCCAGGCAAAAACGCUUCCAUUAAUGUCAAGGAGAGGAUCCUCCAUUACUGAUUUAACAACACCUUGGUUUGUGUCUCGUAAUGGUACUUGUGUCUAGCGUCUCUAUCUAUCUAUGAACUUUGAUGCAGCUACUGCUUUAUGUUUAUCAUUUUGUGGUUUAGUUAAGAACGAUCUUGCUUCUAUAUGUCGUGAUCUCAAUAAAGAAAAAGUUGUCAGCUUUCUUUGUUCUAUUUAAUCUUACAUUAACCUAGCUAUUCGAUAAGACUAUAUAGAUCUUUG
Arabidopsis thaliana (thale cress) is the source of this 671-nucleotide messenger RNA. RefSeq names its product HSP20-like chaperones superfamily protein. NCBI's taxonomy places the organism in Eukaryota, Viridiplantae, Streptophyta, Magnoliopsida, Brassicales, Brassicaceae. Gene Ontology annotation, cellular component: cytoplasm. The transcript is spliced from 2 exons. The record is from RefSeq and is marked reviewed. Bases 48 to 443 code for a protein of 131 amino acids.